This is a messenger RNA of Aspergillus saccharolyticus JOP 1030-1, 1259 nucleotides long. RefSeq lists its product as uncharacterized. The record is from RefSeq and is a predicted model, not a curated record. Lineage: Eukaryota; Fungi; Ascomycota; Eurotiomycetes; Eurotiales; Aspergillaceae. The transcript has 3 exons. Bases 47 to 1045 code for a protein of 332 amino acids.
AAACCACAGAGAACCCUCGGAAAAAUCCCUAUCCCAAUAGAACGGAAUGAGUACACCACAGCCGUCGCCGAAGCCUUCGCCGAAGCCUUCGCAGGCCAGCCGCGCUUCCCUCCAGCCGCGCGUGAGUCCCGCUCCUCGCAGCGAAGCCUCUCAGCCAAAUAGUCCUGAAUCCAUUCGUCCCGCGAAAAGAUCUCGUAUCAAUCUGAGUGCGGAGGCGAGCGCUACGACUGAGAAUAGCAAGCCUGCGCAGCCUCCUCAGCCUGCUCAGCCUGGGGUUAAGAACCCCGCUGGGGACAAGGCCGGGGCUAGCGGUCAGGCGAGUACCGGAAGACAGCCAGGGGGGAAUGUGAAGACUGGGGCUACUCAGCCUGGUAUCGGCCAGCCGAAUAUCACCCAGCCCGGAGUCCACCAUCCCAGAUUCAACCUACCGCGCUUCACCGCGCAGCCCGGACAUACCAACCGUGCCAACCAUGCUCUCUUCCACGUCGGCCAGCCUGCCACCGCCUACUACGUGGACCUCGACAUGGUGCGCGCGCGCUGCCCGCAACUCUACCAGACCUGGAUGCGCUGCCGCGUCAGUCAGCAGAACCCCAAUGUGAUUCUCCUCCCCAACGAGAACCCCAUCGUGUUCGGCUUCUUCAUCAAGUGGCUGGCCCAGCGCGCGCUGUUUGACGGGUACCAGCUGACCGACCCGAAGCCCGUCUUUCUUCUCUGGCGCUUCGCCGAGCAGUAUCAGUGCGAGGCGCUGCGGACCGACCUGCUGGUGUACCUGCGCAGCUGGCUGAUCGCUCACCACAUCCCUUUCAAGAAGGAUGUCGUCAAUCUCGUCUACGCCAUCACCAAGCCCGGCGCAAAGCUCCGCAAGCUGGUCGCGGAGGUCAACGCCUGGCGCAUGGGAGCCGCCGAGUUUGAGGCCACGACCGCCGACGUGCCCCGUCCGUAUGUGGACGACCUGGUCCGGAGCUUGUUGCUGGUGCGCUCCUUUUGUCCUCUGACGGGACUGCCCAGUGACUUUGCCACUCGCUACAUUCCCACUGAGAAUUAGCUUUGCGCUGUACUAAAACUCCAUGGGAGAUGAGUGAGUGAGGUUGGUCUCGGAGUUGUCGUGGCUAGUUGCUACAGCUUGUAAUGUCCCCUCCAGAUUGCUUUGCUUGUUUUUUUUUGACGGGGAGUUGUCUUUAUCGGAUGGACCUUGAACGGUCGUUGAAAAAUGUCUUCAAUUGUUGCUUCGGGAACUUAAUUGAUAUCUUCCUUGUCAU